Molecule: messenger RNA, 3645 nt
Organism: Thamnophis sirtalis
Lineage: Eukaryota; Metazoa; Chordata; Lepidosauria; Squamata; Natricidae
Source: RefSeq, a predicted model, not a curated record
AUGCCAUUCUACCUGAUAUUUCUGCUACUACCUGAGACGGUGUCCAAUGUCCCAGUUGGUACAUGUAAGAUCUAUUGCCCUUUGCCAAUACGCCACCAGUAUUAUCAGCCAGGGGACCACAUUAUUGCUGGCAUUAUCUCACAAGCCUACAUAUUUUCUGACCCCAUGACUUUCAAUCAACAUCCAUCUCACAACCUCCUGGAUGAGAUUGGGUUUGUGACUCAGAUUUAUCAGCAUAUCUUGGCCUUUGUAUUUGCCAUAACGGAGAUCAAUGCAAAUCCUCAGAUAUUACCCAAUAUCUCCCUGGGCUUCCACAUCUAUAACAGCCAAUUUGGUGCCAGUUGGACUUACCUCGCCUCACUGGAGCUUCUCUCCACAUGGAGCAACUUCUUCCCUAACUACAAGUGUGACAGUAAAGAUGACACUAUUGCAGUCAUUGGAGGACCUAACUCUGAUGUGAACUUCUUUAUGGCAACCCUUCUGAGCUUCUACAAGGUACCACAGCUUGGAUAUGGUUCUUCACCUUUGAUUAAUGACCCAUCCCAACAAGCCUUCUUGCAAUGGAUGUUCCCUAGUAGGAACCAACAGUAUGUUGGGAUACUUCAGCUGCUUUUGCUUUUCAAGUGGACCUGGAUUGGUGUCAUUUUUAUGGAAGAUGACAAUAGCCUCUGGUUUGUACAGAACGAACUUCCCAAGUUUUCCAAGGGCGGCAUCUGCUUUGAUUUCAUAGAACAAUUUCCACCAUUAUAUCUGAAAACUGGCAUACAUGAAAUGAUAGAAUCCUGGGUGCUUGUAUACCGACUGGCAAUUAAUAGCAUGGCCAGUGUUGUGUUCAUACACGGUGAAUUUCACAUUGUAAUCUUUAUGAGGAUGUUUCCCAGAAUUUCAGAAAUUGAAGACAUACCAAUGAAGAGAGGGAAAGUCUGGAUGAUGACUGCACAGAUGGAGUUUGCUUCAGUUUCCUUUCAACGCUUUUGGGAUCUGGAUAUCCUUCAUGGUUCCUUAGCCUUUGCAACGCAAUCAAAGGAGCUGGUGGGUUUCCAAAAUUUUCUUCGGAUGAGAAACCCUAACAUGGAGACCGGAGAUGGUUUUAUUAAAGACUUUUGGAAACAGGCUUUUGAUUGUUCCUUCCCCACUUCUUCAGAAGAGGAGAAUGCUUGGAAUCGCUGCAGUGGGGAGGAGAAACUAGAAGCUCUUCCUAGGUCUGUCUUUGACAUGAGCAUAACUCCCCAUAGCUACAGUGUCUACAAUGCAGUUUAUGCUGUGGCCCAUGCAAUGCAGUCCAUUACUUCUUUAAAGUUCAGACAAAGAACUACGUCAGAGAAAGGACGAAAGAAUCCAGUGCUGUGGCAGUAUUAUCAGCCAGGGCACCUGAGCAUUUCUGGCAUAAUUUCUCAAGUCUUCACAUUUUCCAACCCUGUGACCUACAACCAGCAUCCAUCUCACAACCUCCUGGGUGAGAUUGGAUUUGUGACUCAGAUCUAUCAACAUACCCUGGCCUUCGUAUUUGCUGUGAUGGAGAUCAAUGAAAAUCCUCAUAUAUUACCCAAUACUUCCCUGGGCUUCCACAUCUAUAACAGCCAUUUUCUUCCAAGUGGUACUUUACUUGCUUCCCUGGAGCUUCUCUCCACGUGGAACAACUUUAUCCCAAACUACAAGUGUGAUACUAAAGAUAAUGCUAUGGCAGUCAUUGGAGGACCCGAUUCAGAUGUGGGGUUUUUUAUGGCAACCAUUCUGAGCAUCUACAAGGUACCUCAGUUCACUUAUGGUUCUGCUCCAGUAAUAAAUGACCCAUCCCAAAGUGUGUUUUCCUUACGGAUGUUCCCUAGUAGGGAGCAUCAAUAUUUGGGAAUCCAACAACUGCUGCUUCUUUUCAGGUGGAUCUGGGUUGGAGUUAUUUUUAUAGAUGAUGAGAAUGGAUUGAGAUUUGUACACACUAUACUGCCCAAGUUUUCCAAGAAUGGCAUCUGCUUUGAUUUUAUAGAAACUUUGCCUACCUUAUAUUUUGCCUCUGGUGUUGAUGAAAUGGUGAAUAAAUGGAUCAGAAUAUACAAGAUAAUUAGUGAUAGCACAGCCAACGUAGUGCUCAUACAUGGAGAAAUUCACACUAUGAUCUUUUUGAGGAUGUUCCCCCGCGUUUCAGAAUUUGAAAACCUACCCAUCAAAACCAAGAGCAAAGUCUGGAUUAUGACAGCCCAGAUGGAAUUCACAUCAGUUCCCUUUCUCAAAGACUUUGAGGUUGAUAUUAUCCAUGGUGCUCUCUUGGUCGCCCUUCAUUCAACGGAUGUGAUGGGAUUUCAAACAUUCCUUAAAAGAAGAAACCCAAAUGAGGAAAAUGGAGAUGGGUUCAUCAAGGACUUUUGGCAACAGGCCUUCAACUGUCACUUCUCUUCUUCAAGAGAGGACAAGAUGGAGGAAAAUGUCUGCACUGGGGAAGAGAAGGUGGAGACACUGCCUGGUUCUGUUUUCGAAACCACAAUGACUAGUCAUAGCUACAGCCUCUACACUGCAGUUUACACUAUGGCUCAUGCUUUGCAAUCCAUGGAUUCAUCCCAGUUCGAUUCCAGAAUGACAGCACAAAUAAAAAGAAGGAAUUCCAUCACUAAAGAGCCAUGGCAGGAAUCACCCUCUUCCUUGUGCAAUGACCUUUGCCAUUUGGGUCACCAGCGGAUGAAAAAGGAAGGCAAUCCGUUCUGUUGUUAUGAUUGCCUUCCCUGUCCAGCUGGGGAGAUCUCAAGCCAGAUGGACAUGGAUUCCUGUACUCCAUGUCCAGAAGAUCAUUAUCCAAACAAUUACCAGGAUCGCUGCAUCCCCAAAGAUGUCAGUUUUCUGAGCUACGGAGAACCUUUGGGGAUCAGCCUGACAACUCUUGCUGCCUUCUUUUCUUGCACAACGGCUCUAGUGCUUUGGAUGUUCCUUAAGUACAAGGAAACCCCCAUCGUCAAAGCCAACAAUAGGAAUCUCACCUAUGCCCUGAUCAUUUCCCUCCUGCUCUCUUUUUUUUGCCCUUUGCUUUUUAUUGGUCAGCCAGAGCAGGUGAAGUGCCUGCUUCGCCAAAUAACUUUUGGCAUUAUCUUUUCAGUGGCGGUUUCUUGCAUUUUGGCCAAAACACUAAUUGUAGUUCUGGCCUUUAUGGCCACUAGACCAGGCUCUAGGAUCAGGAAGUGGGUGGGGAAACCACUGGCCCAGUCUGUUGUCUUCUCCUGUUCCCUUACUCAAGUCACCAUUUGUGCGGUUUGGCUGGCAACCUUUCCUCCAUUCCCUGAUGUUGACAUGCACUCUCUGGCUGAAGAAAUUGUCCUUGAAUGCAAUGAGGGUUCAGCUACCAUGUUCUACUGUGUCCUGGGUUUUAUGGGCUUCCUGGCCAUGAUCAGCUUCACUAUGGCUUUCCUAGGAAGAAAGUUACCAGACAAUUUCAAUGAAGCCAAGUUCAUCACCUUCAGCAUGAUGGUCUUCUGCAGUGUGUGGCUCUCUUUCAUUCCAACUUAUCUCAGCACCAAAGGGAAAUAUGUGGUAGCUGUGGAGGUCUUCUCCAUUUUGGCUUCUAGUGCUGGUUUACUAGGCUGCAUUUUCCCUCCCAAAUGCUACAUCAUUCUGUUCAGGCCUGAGCUGAAUGACAGGCAGUACCUGAUGAGAAAGAAAUAA